GGCAGAAGACAAGAAGUGGACGAACGAAAAUAACACAGGAGCCGCUGGAAUAGCAACUGUUUAUUUGCCAGGAGCCCAGUGAUAUAGAAACCAUGGUUGAUCCGAUGGAGAAUGGCUUGUUUGACAUUCCUGACUAUGACAACACAGAUGACGAGACCUUUCCUCCUCUCCCCCCUCCCUUCUCACCAGGAGAGGGAGGAGAUCCUUUUACAGGGGAGGAGGGAGGAGAGAUCUCCAAGCUGGCCGAAGUCCCUGCUGCCAAGAGGAGAGGCGUCAAGAGACCACAGCCCAAACUGGACUCUCAGAGGCUGACAUCAGAAAGAGGACUUCCGGCUCUUCGCUCCCUGUUUGACAACGUUCAUUUCAAAGGCAAAGGACACGAGGCUGAGGACUUGCGGGGGCUGAUGCAGAGGAUGGAGAACUGGGCUCACAGGCUGUACCCCAAACUGCAGUUUGAAGACUUCAUAGACAAACUGGAGACGCUGGGCAGCAAGAAAGAAGUCCAGACGUGUCUGAAGAGAAUACGGUUGGACAUGCCGCUGAUACAUGAAGACUUCGUAGGAGACGACGGUGAGGACGACACCGCGGCGUCGAGAGACGGACGUGUCGUCAACCAUGACGACCCAGACCCGUUUGGAGACGGAGGUUUCCCUGAAGACCCCCCAGGACGGGUCCCCUCUACCCCUGCCGCUGCUCCCUCCCUGUUCUCGUCCUCCCAGGCUGGCCCGGUCCACUCCACCCCAGCCCCCUCCCUGACAGAAGAGCAGCAGAGACGUAUAGAACUCAACAAACGGCUUGCCUUGGAGAGGAGACUGGCCCGCAUGCAGCAACACACAGAUGGCUCCAAGGAGAUGGCCAACCAAUCAGCACACGGACACUCUGCCUCCCAGUCCCAGGAGAUGGCCACCCAAUCAGCACACGGACCCUCUCCCUCCCAGUCCCAGGAGAUGGCCACCCAGUCAGCAGACGGACCCUCUACCUCCCAGUCCCAGGAGAUGGCCACCCAAUCAGCAGACGGACCCUCUACCUCCCAGUCCCAGGAGAUGGCCACCCAAUCAGCAGACGGACCCUCUCCCUCCCAGUCCCAGGAGAUGGCCACCCAGUCAGCACACGGACCCUCUCCCUCCCAGUCAGCACACGGACCCUCUCCCUCCCAGUCAGCACACGGACCCUCUCCCUCCCAGUCAGCACACGGACCCUCUCCCUCCCAGUCAGCACACGGACCCUCUCCCUCCCAGUCAGCACACGGACCCUCUCCCUCCCAGUCAGCAGACUGA
Oncorhynchus masou masou (cherry salmon) is the source of this 1277-nucleotide messenger RNA. Its product is annotated as TIMELESS-interacting protein-like. The transcript is spliced from 8 exons. Gene Ontology annotation, molecular function: DNA binding. The record is from RefSeq and is a predicted model, not a curated record. Gene Ontology annotation, biological process: DNA replication checkpoint signaling; DNA damage response; replication fork processing. Gene Ontology annotation, cellular component: replication fork protection complex; nucleus. NCBI's taxonomy places the organism in Eukaryota, Metazoa, Chordata, Actinopteri, Salmoniformes, Salmonidae. The coding region runs from base 93 to 1277 and encodes 394 amino acids.